AGCAGAGGCUGCUCUCAGAAGCACAUGGUCUCUGUUCAAAAGGCAACACUUCUCAGCAGUUUCUGCUUGGAAAUUAAAUCUCAUACCAGUGGGCGACUAAGACAGAAGAAGCUUGUGUAUCUCCUAAUGUUUUCCUCUCUUUACAACAUCUCCUUCCCCAUUUCUAUUAAUCCCCGUCAGGAGGCUCCUCUCCCUGUGGAUCCCUCGCUGAAUGGCCACAGACGCGCUGAGUUAAAGCAGCUGUUAUUAUCAGGAUUCCCUGACGCGCUUCUCGCAGACGCACUUGAUCAAAUUUCAGGAAGUCCCUUUCUACUUAUUUAGGGGGGGCUGUUGAAUAUCAGCUGUUGUCGGAUUUGGGGUUGUAUGAUGGUUGGGCUGCUGUAGAGACGCUUCAGCAUCAUGAGAAACCAGACCAAGAAGAGUGUAAAGUUUAUUCUGACAGCACUUCAGAUUUUGACUGUCAGCUGGUUGAUCUGUGAAAAGUUUCCCUCUGCAGAAGGAAGUCCGGAUGUAGCUGUUAAACAAGGACAAACAGCAAGGUCAAAACAUUACGAGACAACAGUGCCUCUUCAGCUGGUUGGAAAAGAAUGGAAACCAGUCAGCAAACUCAAACCCCAGAGUCACCCUGUAUCACUGAGGCUCUUGGUGGAGGUGGAAGGUGAGCAGCUGGUCCUUGCUCUGGAGAAAAAUGAGGGGCUGUUUGCUGGUAACUAUAUGGAAACCCAUUACCUGGAAGACGGCAGAGAAGUCACAGGCCCUCACAACUUCACGACAAACUGCUACUACCAUGGAGAGGUGGAGAGCCACAUGGAGUCAGAUGUCAGCCUCAGUACUUGUGCUGGGAUUAGGGGUUUUAUAUAUCUUGGAAGCAGAUCUUACAUGCUGGAACCAUGUGCCAACUGUUCUGAUGGGAUUCACUGGAUCUACCCAGCAGAACACCUACAUUUUGUUCCUGGCACCUGUGGUCAUGGUUUUAAUAUUUCCCACCCCACUCAAAACACAGACACCAGUCCAUUUAAAGCAUUCGGCACACGACAUAAACGCCACAUUCAGACAACCACCAAAUAUGUGGAGCUCAUCAUUGUUGCUGACAACAGAGAGUUUCAGAAGCAAGGCAAAGACAUUGACAGGGUGAAACAGCGACUGGCUGAGAUCGCCAAUUAUGUGGACAAGUUUUACAGACCUUUGAACAUCAGAGUUGCAUUGGUUGGGCUGGAGGUAUGGAGUGAUGUAGACAAGUGUCCCAUUACACAGGAUCCCUUCACUACCUUGCAUGAGUUUCUAGACUGGAGAAAAGUCAAAUUACUGCCUCAGAAGCCUCAUGACAACGCCCAGCUGAUCAGUGGGGUGUAUUUCCAGGGGACUACUAUUGGGAUGGCCCCCAUUAUGAGCAUGUGUACAGCGGAGCAAUCCGGUGGAAUUGUUAUGGAUCAUUCGGACAAUCCUCUGGGAGCUGCGGUCACUCUGGCUCAUGAACUUGGACACAACUUCGGCAUGAACCAUGACACACCUGAGAGGGGAUGUGGAUGCAGAGUGACAGUGGAUCGCGGGGGCUGCAUUAUGACUCCCUCCACUGGGUAUCCCUUCCCAACUGUAUUCAGCAGCUGCAGCAAGAAGGAUCUGAUGGCGAGUUUUGAAAAGGGAGUUGGCAUGUGCCUGUUUAACAUGCCAGAACUCAAAGUGCUCUACGGUGGGCAGAAAUGCGGCAACGGCUAUGUUGAGGAGGGAGAGGAGUGCGACUGUGGAGAAGUAGAGGAAUGCAUGAAUCCUUGCUGCAAUGCCACUACCUGCACUUUAAAAGGUGAUGCUGUCUGUGCACAUGGACACUGCUGCCAGGACUGCCAGCUGAAACCAGCAGGAACACCAUGCCGUGAACCCAGCAACUCCUGUGACCUGCCCGAGUUCUGCACAGGCUCCAGCCCUCACUGCCCUGCCAAUGUCUACCUGCACGACGGCCACUCCUGCCACAAUGUUGAUGGCUAUUGUUAUAAUGGCAUUUGCCAGACCCAUGAGCAGCAAUGUAUCACGCUAUGGGGCCAAGGAGCCAAGCCAGCUCCAGGGAUCUGCUUUGAAAGAGUCAACUCAGCAGGGGACCCUUAUGGCAACUGUGGCAAGGAUUCAAAAGGCUCCUUUGCAAAAUGUGAAGCCAGAGAUGCUAAAUGCGGCAAAAUCCAGUGUCAAGGAGGAGCUAACCGCCCAGUUAUUGGCACAAAUGCCGUUUCCAUUGAAACAAAUAUACCCCUUCAGGAAGGUGGAAGGAUAUUAUGCAGAGGUACUCAUGUCUACUUGGGCGAUGACAUGCCGGAUCCGGGCCUGGUCCUGACAGGGACAAAGUGCGGAGAUGGAAUGAUGUGUCUGAAUCGUCGGUGCCAGAACGUCAGUGUGUUCAGCGUGCACGAGUGUGCAGCUAAGUGCAGCGGUCGAGGGGUGUGCAACAGCAACAAACACUGUCAUUGUGAGGCUCAUUGGGCGCCUCCCUUCUGUGACAAGGCAGGUUUUGGAGGAAGUGUGGACAGUGGCCCCAUCAGGCUAGCAGACAGCAGGAGUCUUACUGUGGGUCUACUGGUGGCUCUUCUAAUGAUGCUGGUUGCUGCUCUGAUCAUCUGCAUGAAGAGGAAAACUCUGACUGGCCUUUUGUUCACCAGCAAGAAAAGCCCAAUGGAGAAGCUCAGAUCAGAAAGUGCUGCAAUCAGUGGACCGUCAGCUCCUAAGCAGCCCCCUUCUUCUCCAACCCGACCAGUCCCACCCUUGCCUCAGAGUGCAACUAUCUUUAAGUCUCCUCAGCGGGUGCCAGAUCCAGGACCCCCAUCGGGUCCUUACCCUCCUCACAGCCUGCACAGACUCCCCCAGUGCCCUCCAGUUCACCUCAGCCACCCUGUCCCUCUAUCUCUCACGCUGUCCCUCACCCCUGGGCCCAGACAGCAGAGACCCCGAGCACCCCCGCCCCACCGGACCCCUCUGCCUCAUUCCCACGUGGCACCCAGGGGGGCGUCGUUUCACAGCACAUCACACCAUAACUCUUGCAGGAUGGUCAUGGAGCUGGAGAAGCCUAGUCCUCCACAAAAACCUCUUCCUGCCGACCCAAGGAUCUCCCGGCUGGUGCGUAGUCCAUCUGGUGUUCAGAGCAGCACGUUAGUCCGAGGCUCCUCUGCAGUUUGUGGCCCUGCGGCUGAAACUGGUGCCCCCAGAGCAGCACGCCCAGUUCCCCACCCCAAAAAGUUGAGUCCCAAGCAUCCUCCGACGCUACCAAAGCCUUGCGUUAUUGCCAACGUCAGAUACAACAGCUGAGACUUUGACCAGAGGGGGCAGUGGUUUUUUGUAACGGAAACAAAUUUUUAAAAAUUGCACUAUUAAAAACUCUGAGAAACACACAUAAACAAAUGGUGUAGGCACCUCUGAGUUUUCAACCUUGAGAUUCGCCGGGUCCCUUUUGGUGCUCUGCCUCUGAAUGGUGCUAUGAGUCUGCGCUCAGGUAGAUGUAAAGUAUUUAUAAUUGUGUAUUUAUUGCCACCCAGUGCACUGUGCCAGACACUUUUACUACACCGGCACAAGUUUGACUCUUCUUUUUUUAUUUCACUUUUUUAUAUAUACACUGUUUUAUUUUAUUAUUUUUUUUGUUUAAGUAGGAGAACAUA
Molecule: messenger RNA, 3635 nt
Organism: Cyprinodon tularosa
Lineage: Eukaryota; Metazoa; Chordata; Actinopteri; Cyprinodontiformes; Cyprinodontidae
Gene: adam12a
Product: disintegrin and metalloproteinase domain-containing protein 12
Exons: 23
Coding region: 400-3288 (962 amino acids)
Biological process (GO): proteolysis
Molecular function (GO): metalloendopeptidase activity
Source: RefSeq, a predicted model, not a curated record